This is a messenger RNA of Cryptotermes secundus, 4374 nucleotides long. RefSeq names its product pituitary homeobox 2. The record is from RefSeq and is a predicted model, not a curated record. The transcript has 4 exons. Gene Ontology annotation, molecular function: DNA-binding transcription factor activity, RNA polymerase II-specific; RNA polymerase II transcription regulatory region sequence-specific DNA binding. Lineage: Eukaryota; Metazoa; Arthropoda; Insecta; Blattodea; Kalotermitidae. Gene Ontology annotation, biological process: regulation of transcription by RNA polymerase II. The coding region runs from base 968 to 2416 and encodes 482 amino acids.
UAACUAAAGAUUCAUCUUCUAUAUUAAACGAAAGUGAACUUGGAUAUAUCAUAAUAUUCUGGGGCCUUAUUUUUGCUCACAAGCUGUGUGUUCCUAACCGGGCCGACGAACUAACUGGAAUUAUUAAGUCUCAUUGUGAACAAUCGUGUUUCAUCAGCAAAAUCUAGUGAGGCUUAACAGACUGUAACUGGGAUCAAUUCACACAAACAUAAGCGUGUAUUAACUGAAAGAAGCGUCCCGUCGUAUCGAGCAAUUCGUUUAAUCUAAGCAGUUGUGUGUGUUAUAACUUAAUUUGUAUUAAAACCAAUCAACGAAAAGAGCUAAGACUUAAAACAGUCCUUUGGAAUGAGGGGUAGGGGGUAGUUAAUGAUAUAAUUUCAUUAUCACAGUUGUGGUAAUAAUUUACUGAGUUAUUAGUGGCCGCUGAAAUCAUUGUCUUGCGCUGUUCUUUUAUUAUUGCUACUGAUUUAACACUAAUACUUCCAGAAGUGUUUACUGGUGACUAUAAUUUGUCGUAUAAUUAUAAUGAAAUCGUGAACAUAUCUACUUAAAUCUUAUUAUAUAAUUAACAAGAUUAAUGUGCAGAAUUUGUGUGUGGACAGACACAAAAAUAAUCGGAGAAAAUUUGACGAAUGAAAUUUAACUUCGUGUGCUUAAUUACACGGUUAAUUCUUGGUCACACAAAAUAUUUCAAAUUAUAACUUAACACCUGGGAGUACAGACAGGAAACUUAUUUUAACAAUCAUAAUAUUCAACUGCUACUUAAUUAAAUUCGAACACUAGACUCUGUUACUUACGAACUUAAAGAAUGUGUUAAUAAAAGACGAAAUACACAUAUUCUAACGGUGUUACCAAGUUACUUAAAAAUAGGUCCACAUAUUCGUGUUGGUGGAAACAGAACCUUUGAAGGUAGAUGCUGUUAUAGUCUGCUACUGGUAACGUGCCCUACAACUCAGUAAGCACAAAAAUGGAAGGGGGUCCAUUCGAUGACAAUUUGUUUUCUGACUUUUCGGGCUGUGGAACUGGCACGAGCACACUGUUAAGCGCUAAAGCACAUGCAGACUCACGCGGCAACGUCCAUUCCAUACAAGUGAUGUUAGGUCUGCAGCAUUCGGACCUGAUGUUGGGAGGCAAGAUGGACGGAACGUGUCACAUGGGGGCUCAGCACCACGACAUCGGGCCACUGUUCGCUCAGCCCACGGACCAACACCUAACCUCCACCACAUCGGCCAACAGCAAGCGCAAAUCCGAAGAUGGUGUCACUAGCAAUUUGCAGCAUCCAGUGAAUCUCGAACAAGGGACGAAGAAAAGUGAUUCGAAAAGCAAGAAAAAUGACAACAAUGGCGUGAAGAAGAAGAAGACACGAACUACUUUUACCGCGUAUCAGUUGGAAGAGUUGGAACGGGCUUUCGAACGCGCGCCCUACCCAGACGUCUUCGCCAGGGAGGAACUUGCUCUGAAACUAAACCUGAGUGAGUCACGAGUUCAAGUCUGGUUCCAAAACCGACGCGCCAAAUGGCGCAAAAGGGAACCACCAAGAAAAACCGGCUACAUGACAACAGGAUCACCAAGUUCAACACUAGGAUCAACGUUCAGUGCUUUGAACAACACACUAAGUCCAUUUGCAAGUCCAGCUCCUUCGACCACAUCAACCCCUGAUUCAUGGGCAUAUUCCUCAGCAUAUGAUAUCUCGCCCCACUUGAACUUACUUUCCCCCACGAAUUCCCCCUAUUCCACAUCCUUCUCAACAGCAAAUAACACUGCUGCAUACACAUCAGCAUAUGCCACCAUGCUUCCUCAACAUGACUCUACACCAUCCACAGCAACUCUGUUCCCUGGCGGCUCCAUGCGCUCACAUCAGGACUAUGUCAUUGCAUCAGGUAAUAACAGUCCACCAAGUUCAUUGCGAACUCACGGGGAUUAUCACGUUUCUACACCUGGAAGCAACAGUCCGCCCAUGAGGACACACCAAGAUUACGUGACAAGCAAUACAAACAGUCCACCCAGUGCUCUACGGACACAUCAAGAUUACACAGUGACAGGAACCGGUAAUAGUAGUCCACAGAAUUCUUUACAUUCUCACCAAGAUUACGUGACCAACACCCACAGCCCACCACCAUCGUUACGAGAAUACCAGAGCAUUGUCACAUCUCAGCAGUCACCCACCCAUCAACAACUGACUUCAGCUAUGGGAGCAAGAGGGGAUAAUCAGGCUAGUAAAACUAUGGACUACAUUGAUGUUGGAAACAUGAGCCCACAGAAGUACCAGGAUGAUAUGCUAGGUGGGCAUGAUAAACGAGAUGGGGGAUUUAAUGUAGGUACACCAAAUGGUAACAGUACAAGUAUUGGAGGAAGUAAAGAGAUUAAGGCAGAAAAUAAUCAGAAUUUUGUAACUCUUCCACCAUUUCUUGGCUGACUGAAAGCAAACAUUGGUGCUGGGCAAACUAUACAGGACAUUGUUUUCAUAUAAGCAACUUCCUACAAUAAAAGAGGCAAAUGGGUCAGAAACCUGUCUUUAAGCUAGAUAAAAUAUCAGUUAAUCUGAGAAAUUAAAUCUUCUUGCAUAAUCAUCCAUGCAAAAUGGAGUUGGUUUCUAACAUUUCAGAGACUGUCUCUUGACUCUAUUGACAGCUAUCACCCAUCAUAUCAACCCCUGAUGAUGAAGGCAGAGAUAGUCUCUGAAAAGCUUGUUAUAAAUUCUACUUUUGCAUGUCUGAUUGUCUAAGCAGACUUCACAGAAAAGUCGCCAUGAUAGUUUCAAAUCCCAUAUAAUCAAGCACAAACAGUCCAUGUGGACGUUUGGGGUGGCACAAUAUUGGAGGCAGCAAAUUUCAGAAUUAAUGUAAACUGUCCAUUUGUGAAACAAGAAGAGUAUCAAAAAUAUUUUGCUUUGGGGCACAGAAUAUCUUGCAGAAGUCCUGCAUAUAAGAAGAGAAAACUAAUCCAUAAUGACUUCUGGAACCUUCCACUAAAGGAUCAUGAUGGAAGAGUAAGUUCUGAGAGCUCUAAGCAUAACAGAAUGGAUUAUGGAAUACUUUUCUUCUUAUUAUUAUUAUUAUUAUUAUUAUUCUAGCACUGUUUCCAUUUUAUAGGGUCAAUGGAUGAGAAGUCUCUAACCACUUCAGUGUUCCUACAACCUUUCUUUUUUAUUUCUUGCCAGCCCUUUCAUCUCUUCAAAAUAUCUUCUAGUAUUUCACUAAAUCAUUUUGUUCUGAACUUCUGGUAUAUACAUAAAUCUGCUUCUUUUAUAAGCAUAUUUUCUUUGUUUUUCUCUUUUUGUGUCUUUUUUGCAAAUUUCCUCCUCAUCCCCAUGACUUUUCUUUUCCUAUUUGAUAUUCAAUAUCCUGACCCACUGCACAGUUGUCUGGUCAGAAGCUACCCCCAGAUCUGACUUGUUCACCUGUCUCAGUUAAUUGUAACCACAUGGCUUUCAAAUGGCUGUCAGAUUAUGUAGUGUUCUUCCAAUGCAGAACACAAUGGACUGAUCAUUGAUUAUAUGUAACCUCAAGUUUGGUGGGAAGGAAAAGCUUAUACGAAACUCAGACAUUUUCCGAUUAUAUUUCUUGCAGAAGCCAUCCCCAGCACUAAUGUGAAAAUUGAGGAAAAUCUUCUGUGUUUGGUACACGUAUUUUAUAUUGUUAGGAAUUUAGUAAGCUGUACAUUAAUAUAUUCAUUAUAGCACAAUUAAUUAGAUAUGUCAAAUACAACAGAAGUUAUUUGAGGCAGUAUGGUAAUUAUCUUAAUUCCUGUUUUUCUGUGGUGCAGAUGAAGAGAAGUGAAUGAACUAACACCAUACCACUCAAGACAUACACUUUUCCACUCCUCAAAGAAAAGAAAAUGGAAACCACGUACAUUCAUGUCACGAAAAGUAAGAACACAAAUUUCCCCCUUCCAUCUAAAAGUGACCACCCUCUCCCACCAGUUAUCACUUACAUUCUCUCUCUCUCUCUGAUGUUGAGAGAGGGGAGGUGUUUAAUGUAGGUAGCACGAGGAGCAGGGGGUCAACUUAAACUCCCAACCUUUGCGUUUAUUUUUACUGACUCGCAUUGUGACAAGUAUGUAUUUAGUUUCAAUUUAAAUAUAUAGGAAGUGUCAUGAGGAAAGGUGAAUAUUAAGGGUCACUCUAAGCAAAGAAGAGUUUCCUAUUACAAACGGUUUCCAAGACAGAGCUAUUUCACUGUACACUGUACAGACGAGCAACACGCCAUGUCCUCACACAAGUUGCAAAGUGCAUUGAUGUUGGUGGUGGAAUGUUCGAAAAUGUGUUUCACUAGAUAAACUGUACCAAUUUUGUCACCUGAACAAUAAAUACUGGUAUUAGAAACAGUACGUAAUAUCUCUUUCUUGUCAGCAAUUCUGGAACUGCACAGUGAA